Molecule: messenger RNA, 4031 nt
Organism: Peromyscus maniculatus bairdii (prairie deer mouse)
Lineage: Eukaryota; Metazoa; Chordata; Mammalia; Rodentia; Cricetidae
Source: RefSeq, a predicted model, not a curated record
GGAGCAGACCCCGUCAUUUCUUGCCGACUCUGGGGUUGAAGCCGUUGUUGCUCUUACUGUGGGCUUUGGGGGAAGGCAUGUUGCCCGAAAGAUCAUACUCAGUUAAAAACCCAGCGAUCUGAUACUGAGUCCUGCCUAAAAGGCUUGUGCAGGAGAAGGGAGGACAUGGAGGGCAGAAGUUUGUACUAUAAUUAGUUCUAGGGGUAACAUAGCUGGGGGGCGGGGGGAAGAAGAGUGCAGCCGGCAACUAUUUUAAGCAAGCCGUGAUUGACAGGACAUGUGUACCGGACUGUACUGAUCCCAGGCCCAAGUUGCCUGCCUAUGGUGUGUGGUGCAGCGGGGAGGCCUGGGUCGGCAGGAGCAGGACAGCCAGACAGGCAGGCCGGACGGGGUACCAGCACCUCAACCUCUCUCUCAGGGACACUGUCCAAACUUUGGGGGCCACAGGCCAAGCUGUGCAAUGGGUGCUGAGGAGGAGGUGAAGGUCACGUUAGCAGGGGGAGCCCCCUGGGGCUUCCGGCUUCAGGGAGGGGCUGAACAGAAGAAACCUUUACAGGUAUCUAAGAUCCGAAGACGGAGCCAGGCUGGAAGAGCAGGACUCCGAGAGAGGGACCAGCUCUUGGCGAUCAAUGGAGUUUCUUGCACCAACUUCUCCCAUGCCAGUGCCAUGACCCUCAUCGAUGCCUCGGGGCAUCAGCUUGUCCUUACUGUGAGGAGGGUAGCAGAGGAAGGGUCUGUGAGAUCUCCGUCUCCAGGGGAGCUUCAGAUGCUGUCACCCCUAUCUCCCAUGAGUCCUGAGCCCCCAGGUGCUCCUGCUCCCCAGGCUCUUCAGCCUGGGAGCCUCCGUUCACCUCCUGACAGCGAAGCUUACUAUGGAGAGACAGACAGUGAUGUCGACGGCCCUGCUACGCAGGAGAAGCCCCGCCGAACCCGACGCCGAGGUCCCACAAGGCCCGCCCUCCCAGGAGCCCCACCUGAUGAGGUGUACCUGUCCGACAGUCCCGCAGAACCAGCACCUGCUAAAACCGGCUCUCUCAGCCAGGGCGACAGCCGCGUGAGCUCCCCAUCGUGGGAGGAAGGAGCAGCUCUCCAGCCACCGGCAGCAGAAGCACUUCUGUUACCCCAUGGUCCACUGCGGCCCGGUCCUCAUCUCAUCCCUAUGGUGGGCCCUGUCCCCCACCCGGUGGGAGAAGAUCUUACUACCACCUACACCCAGAAGGCCAAGCAAGCCAAACUGCAACGUGCAGAAAGCCUCCAAGAGAAGAGUGUGAAGGAGGCCAAAACCAAAUGCCGGACCAUCGCAUCCCUGCUGACAGCGGCCCCCAACCCCCACUCUAAGGGGGUGCUUAUGUUUAAGAAACGGCGGCAGAGAGCCAAGAAGUACACUCUAGUGAGUUUCGGGGCUGCCGCUGGAACAGGAACAGAGGAGGAGGACGGCAUCCCCCCAACGAGUGAGUCGGAGCUGGACGAAGAGGCUUUCUCGGACGCCCGCAGCCUUACCAAUCAGUCUGACUGGGACAGCCCUUAUCUGGACAUGGAGCUGGCCAGGGCUGGCUCAGGAACAACCGAGAGUCAGAGCUCCGGGCUGGGAGGGCAGUUGAGCGAGGUCUCUGGGCGAGGGGUUCAGCUCUUUGAACAGCAGCGCCAGCGGGCAGCCUCCAGUACCCAGGAGCUGGCUCAGGUGGGCCCAGCAGCCGUGCUAAAUGGGCAGGGGCUGCAGUCCCCACCUCGAGCUCAGAGUGCUCCCCCAGAGGCAGCGGUGCUCCCACUCAGCCCUUUGCCGGCCCCUGCAGCCAGCCCUAGCCCCUUCUUCCCGGAUGGCGGAGCCCCCAGCCCAGCGCCAAGUAUCUUCAACAGGUCAGCGAGGCCUUUUACCCCAGGUUUACAAGGACAAAGGUCAGGUACCACUUCAGUGAUUUUCCGGCCCUUAGCCCCUAAGAAGGUAAAUGAAGGCCUGAGAGCCACCAGCCCCGCCCCGUGCCCCUUCGCAGCCCCUCUGCAGGGACCCACCCCUCCACCCAGCUUCCCCACGCCCGGCCACACGCCAGUCUCCGGAGCUCCCAGCAGCCCACGCUCCUCCGGUCCCGUAACCGCUACCAGCUCCCUGUACAUCCCAGCCCCGAGCCGGCCCGUGACCCCAGGAGGCGCCCCAGAGUCUCCCGCUCCUCCUAGCGCGGCUGCCAUGACCUCCACCGCUUCCAUCUUCUUGUCGGCGCCCCUGAGAAGCUCUGUGCGCCCGGAGGCGCCCGGCCCCGCGGCCCCCGAAUCUGCCAGCGCUCGGGAGCAGCGCAUCUCUGUACCAGCUGCCCGCACUGGCAUCCUGCAGGAGGCCCGGCGCCGGGGCACUCGGAAGCAGAUGUUCCGCCCUGGAAAGGAAGAGACGAAGAACUCGCCCAACCCCGAGCUCCUAUCGCUGGUGCAGAACCUGGAUGAAAAGCCUCGGGCGGGUGGUGCGGAAUCUGGUCCGGAGGAGGACGCUUUAAGCCUUGGAGCUGAAGCCUGUAACUUCAUGCAGCCACUAGGGGGCAGGAGUUACAAGACCUUGUCUCAAGUGACACCGAAAAGCCCGCCUCCAAUGGCUCCCAAAACCCCACCCCCAACAACUCCUAAGACUCCGCCCCCUGUGGCUCCUAAGCCCUCUUCUCGAGGGCUCCUUGAUGGGCUAGUGAAUGGGUCCACCGCUGUAGCUGGGAUCCCUGAGCUCCCAAGGCUGCAGGGGAGGGGCGGAGAGCUAUUUGCAAAGCGGCAGAGCCGUGCCGACAGCUCAGGUUCGCCAGUCAGUCACAGCAGCUCAGUCCUCCACAGCCGCUGGACCCCAGGGCGAGCUGACCACCAACUGAGGCGGCUGGUCAAAUCCAUCUCCACCAUGCCGCUCUCGGGAACCCCGGCCCCUAACAAGAGGAGGAAAUCCAGCAAACUGAUCAUGGAACUCACUGGAGGCGGACGGGAGAGCUCCGGCCUGAACCUGGGCAAGAAGAUCAGUGUCCCAAGGGAUGUGAUGUUGGAGGAGCUGUCGCUGCUCACCAACCGAGGCUCCAAGAUGUUCAAGCUGCGGCAGAUGCGGGUGGAGAAAUUUAUCUAUGAGAACCACCCCGAUGUUUUCUCCGACAGCUCAAUGGAUCACUUCCAGAAGUUCCUUCCCACAGUGGGAGGACAGCUGGAGUCAGCGGGUCAGGGGUUCUCCUAUGGCAAGGGUGGCGGUGGAGGCCAGGCCGGGGGCAGUGGCUCUGCUGGACAGUAUGGCGCUGACCAUCACCAUCAUCAAGGCUCCGGCUUUGGAGCUGGGGGUGCAGGUGGUCCUGGGGGCCAGGCUGGCAGAGGAGGAGCUCCUGGCACAGCAGGGAUUGGAGAGCCAGGAACAGGUGACCAGGCAGGUGGAGAAGGAAAACAUGUCACUGUGUUCAAGACUUAUAUUUCCCCGUGGGAUCGGGCCAUGGGGGUUGACCCUCAGCAAAAAGUGGAACUUGGCAUUGACCUGUUGGCGUAUGGGGCCAAGGCUGAACUCCCUAAAUAUAAGUCCUUCAACAGGACAGCAAUGCCCUAUGGUGGAUAUGAGAAGGCCUCCAAACGCAUGACCUUCCAGAUGCCCAAGUUUGACCUGGGGCCUCUGCUGAGUGAACCCCUGGUCCUCUACAACCAGAACCUCUCCAACAGGCCUUCUUUCAAUCGAACCCCUAUUCCCUGGUUGAGCUCCGGGGAGCAUGGAGACUACAACGUGGAUAUUGGCAUCCCCUUGGAUGGGGAGACAGAGGAGCUGUGAAAUGUUUCCUCCUGUAAUUCACAUCAUUUCCCCUCUUUGGUUCCAAUGUGAGAGGGGGUGCUGGACAGGAUUCCCCAACUAUUACUCCAGUAUCCUUGUGGCAAUGGAGGGUGAAGGGUGGGGGCACUGCCUUUCCAUGCUUCAAGUCCCCACCCCGAGGCACCCCUCCUCACCAGCUCAGAGAGCCCAUCCUGUUGUUCCAUAUGGAAUCUGCUCUUUUAUGGAAUUUUCUCUGCCACCGGUAAGAGUCAAUAAACUUCAAGGAAAUGAA